Molecule: messenger RNA, 3763 nt
Organism: Physcomitrium patens
Lineage: Eukaryota; Viridiplantae; Streptophyta; Bryopsida; Funariales; Funariaceae
Product: B3 domain-containing protein VP1
Molecular function (GO): DNA binding; DNA-binding transcription factor activity
Source: RefSeq, a predicted model, not a curated record
AAAAGUAGCUUGGUGGGUGAGGGUCUGACUUACAGCAAGAAUGAGCGAGAGAGAGUGCGAGAGAGCGAGGGGGUUCAGCUUAUGCACCUCCCUCCUGCAUUACCGCUCGUGUGGGUGAGCUUGCGGUCAAUGCGCCGAAGCUGCGCCAGCUGGGGGGUGAAGAGCGCUUACAGGAAAAGGGAGGCCAAAAGAGUAUCUUGUCAUGUGUGCCGCUACUUUCUUCGCAUUUCAGGGCGUGUGCGUCUCGGCGUGCUUUUGUUCUUUUCCUGAAUGAUUUUCAUCCAGCACUGGAGCAGCGGCACUCUUCUUGUGCUGUGUGCGAGUCGAGCGAGAGUGGACAUAGGGAGAUUGGUUAGGGGGCCAAUUGUGCCUUUGGAAUAAUUUCCUUGCGUUUAGUGUAGGGACAAAAAGAUUUCGUGCGUGAUUGAUCGAUCCCAGGGGAUUGGUUGAAUAGGAACAAUUUUUGGAUAAUUUUGGGCUAUUAUUGUUGUUGUAGGAGCUGGUGUGGUUUGGAGAAGAGUUGGCGGCGAAGAUGGGAGAGAAAAAGAGAGGCGAGUGAGCGAGUGACGCAUCACCUGAGCGUAGACCUCAAAAUGGGAGAAGUUGGUUGACGAAGUGGGACAUUGUUGGUAUCUUGGCGUGAUUUGAGGCCUUGUCAGGAGCAUAGAAUCGGUAGUGUAGGAUACAGCCGAAGAUUACUUGGCCAGCUACAGUGUUUGUGGCUUCGAGGCUCUUGUUUCUGGUAUUCGAUGGGUUGAUAAUUGAGAGGGCAGUAGUGUCAAGGAAAGUGAUGUGUCCGAAGGAUGUGGGGAGUUGAGUUGGUAGCUUCACGGUCGCUAUCAAGACGACGUUCUUGUGUCACGCGGACAUGAGAUCACAGUUUGGCGGGAUAACUGCUUCCUAUCUCUGUUGAGGCUUCUGUGGUAGUGGCGAUCCCUCCUCAGUGAAAUUGUUUCGCGAUCCUUGCAUAUUCGUUGCCAUUCUUGUAGCGACGCUUUGCCUGGAAUGACCCACUCAAGGCUAAACGUGUUUGAAUGCCAGGCAUUAGAUGGCUUGGUUCUGAUUUUUAAAGAUAUCGAAGCCUCUACAGGUGUUUGACGUGAAGGAUUUCAAGUCUUUUUGUACCAGCUUGUAAGCCUACGAUCAACCAGCUUCACAGAGUCGCUGCACGCGAUUAUCUAGAUUUCUAAAGCCAAUGUAAAAAAUACGUUCUUUUGUAGUUAUCUCAUAGCUUUCAUCUUGUGCUCUUUUGUAACAAAUUUUAGAAAGACGCCGAGAUUUUUCACAUAGCAAAUCUUCUGCUGGCUCACUGCGGUCGGGUUUCUGAGGAUGAGAGCGGAUAUGAGUGGGGAGGGGCGUAAGUAGGCAUGUGAGCCGGCGAAUGCAGGCUAAACUUCUGUGUUUUGUAUCACGGACCUUUCGAGUGACACAGUCGGGCUUCGCAGCUGGACUGAGCUACCCCGGGGUUUGAAGACUGCAAAUAACGAAACCGCGCAAGUGUGUCCGGUGUUGAGCAAAGACAUCCAGUGGUUUGAUUUGGCGGCUUGCCCAGCUUCGGGUUCGCGCCACCGUCAAUCACCACCGGAAAUCAAGGCAGUGAAGUUUACUUUCUGCACGCUGGAUCCCCGGCACCAUCUUAAUCCUGCACCACAUCUUAUGAUUGCAACUCCGCUUGCAUUCUCGAUAGCAAAGAGGAUAACUCAAUAUCCUCGUACCUGAUGGAUGGCAAUGUGCGAGCUGUGUUGAAGAAAGUCACUGUUAACGAAGACUCUCUCAGCCAAGCGAUCCAAGCACUGGGAGGGGGAGAAAAGGGACUGAAAGAGCUUAUUGGGCACAUUAUGUUGUGGGUCAAACAACACAAUGGUGAGAUGGAUUACGGAAAGACUUCUUUGUCACAGAAAUUAGAGAAGCUACAUCCGCCUCAGAUGAACCACGCCUUAGAAUUUGCCUCUGGUAAGGGUAUCAGCGGUACUGUGUACAAUCCAAACCUAGCUAGUGAGGGGUAUGAUCAAAGAAAUGAGAAAAGUCCCUGCCCAUUCGUGAGAGUGCAGUCUUCAGAGGAUCUCCAGGAUAUGAACCACUUAUUUCAGUGCAUCAAGUCACGCAGGUUAAUGGGGGAAGGAGGGUUGGACAUCAACUUCCCACGUGACGUUCAUUCCGGUAGCGGCACCUUUGUAGACGUCCGGGGUAGUGUUCCAGACGUGUUGCACUUUCCUAGCGGCGGGAUGGGCCCGAGAAGUCCCAACCAUAUUGGCCCUGCAAUGCUUCAAGGGAUGCCUUGUGAGUUGGAUAUUCAACGACCGUUGAUUCCGUGUGCACAGGCCGGGUUGUCGUUUUCAGGCGAACACGAUGGAUUGAGCCGCAUUUUUACAGCAACCACAAGGGCAGCUAGGAGAAACCAAAUCUCGCGACAAAGACAAUCUGGGCUUCAAAGUAACUCUACAUUCACACCAAGUAAUACUGUUACAGCUGUUUCCUCAGAAUGCGGGUUGUGGUCAGUUGCUCCUCCUGCAUGGGACAUGAGCGUAGGAGUUUUUCUUUCUAGGACCCAGUCUCCAUCCUGCGGCCCUGACAUAAGCGACCCAAAGAUGCUUACAUUUCUGCUACAAAAAGAGCUUCGACCGAGUGAUGUUGGAAACCUUGGACGCAUAAUCCUCCCGAAGAAAGAAGCCGAGGCGCACUUACCAAUUCUUGCAUUGAGGGAAGGCAUUUUGUUGCAGAUGGAAGAUUUCGAUUCGGGACAUUGCUGGAAGAUCAGAUACAGGUUCUGGCCGAACAACAAGAGUCGAAUGUAUUUGCUAGAGAAUACCGGGGAGUUCGUCAAAUCACAUCGUUUGGAAGAAGGAGAUCUACUAGUCCUUUACAAGAUCCAAGAGGGGAAUUAUGUCCUUCGAGCACAGAAGAAAGUUCACUCGGAAAGCAGUGGAGCACCAGGGUCACAACAGAAAAACGCAUAUAGCUUGGCGAGAGAUUUUCCGGAGGCAUCCAAAACUGAGGAGCCGCUUAAGGAAAAGGACAUUGUUGGAUUUGCAGAGUGGUCUUGCGGAAAAGUAAAUGAAGAACGAAAUAUUCUUGUACGUGACGAUGAUCCGUUUUUCAAAGACGAUCAAAAGCACAAAAUUAGCUCCUCGUUCAGUCCUGAACCGCUUCAAUCUUUGGAGAGGUUCCCGAGUUUGAGCAUUGAUUUUCCGUUGGACGAAAUGAUGCCAUGGGACGACCCUGACGAAUUCAACACAGAUUCGGAAUUGGCGGAGCUCGUGGGAUGAGCUCGGGCUUGCGCUUGGAGACGAAGGAUGGAGACCGAGAUAUUCGAAUCGCAUUCCUUUUGAGCAGCAUUUCUUGAUUUCAAUAUUCUGUACAUUAUGUUCCAUUCCUUUGUGGUGGAGGAAGUCCCAACUACUUGUCUCACGGGUACUUGUGACUGCAACAGCAGAAUCGUUGAUAACAGUAGUUCAAUUCGCAUGUCACGAGGAUUUAACAACAGUAUCUAACUGCUGAGAUAGCAAUGCGAUUGAUGUUCAGACUUGAAGGGUUGCUGCAGAUUAGGAUUGUGGAACAUGAGCGUUUGAGGGGUCAUAGGCAAUUCUAAUCGUAGGCAAGUAUGUCACAUGAGAUAGGCAUUUGAAAAGCUUCAAGUUCAUAGACGGCAUGUUUUGAGCUUUUUAGCUUGUCAGCAAAUCCAUGUCUGUUGGCCUAAAAUCUGGCUUGUAGCAUAAAUAACGAUGAAUCCUUUAGUGCAUUGCCAAAUACUGACGCUUUCUUA